Myodes glareolus (Bank vole) is the source of this 2937-nucleotide messenger RNA. Its product is annotated as sodium-dependent neutral amino acid transporter B(0)AT2-like. Gene Ontology annotation, cellular component: plasma membrane. Gene Ontology annotation, biological process: amino acid transport; nitrogen compound transport; sodium ion transmembrane transport. The record is from RefSeq and is a predicted model, not a curated record. Lineage: Eukaryota; Metazoa; Chordata; Mammalia; Rodentia; Cricetidae.
GUCUCACAGCCACCUCCGCUGAGGUCCGCGGGUCGCGCGCCUAGGCGGGUAGGGACCGCUGUGCCCUUCUCAGAAGCCAGCCUCCCCAAUUGGGAGAGGCGCUCUUCCUGUCCGCAGAGGGGACCGCUAAAAGGAUGCUGUAGGCGGGGCUGUCUUGGAGGACCUGCAAACGGACCCUAGAUUACCCCUUUAGGACUGGAACCAGUGAAGAGAUUUCAUGGACCAAUUUCUUAAAGCACUUCCCACGGCUAAGGACAAAGAACUUGAGGAAAACCCCUCGUCCAGGAAGAGGGGCAUCGACCCCACAUCUAUGUCCUGGGGCUUCAAGACCAGAGAUGUCCGAAUUACCAAGAUCCCAAACCACUUCCAGGCGAAGAAGACAGAGAAUAUCCUGAUCUUGGUGGCCUUCUCCAUUGGACUUGGCAGCAUGUGGCGUUUCCCAUACCUGUGCCACCAGAAUGGAGGAGGCAGCUUUCUGCUGAUGUACCUCAUCCUGCUGCUGCUGGUGGGGAUCCCCCUCUCGUACAUGGAGAUGAUCCUAGGACAUUGGCUACGGAUGGACAACAUCCGGGCCUGGAAUCAGCUGGUCCCCUGGCUAAGCGGUUUGGGCUACUCCAGCACACUGGCUUGUGUGCUGGUGAGCCUGUACAACAGUGCUCUGAUCUCCUGGAACCUCUUGUACCUGGGCCAGUCCUUUGAUUACCCUCCACCCUGGGAACAAUGCAAAAGGAGUCCCCAUUUCCAUAAGAUCACCAAUAUGUCUGAGUUUGAGUGCCUUCGGACAGUGCCCUUCCAGUACUUCUGGUAUCACACAAUCCUUCAAGUCUCCAGCCAAGUGGAGGAAGGGAUUGAGACGCUGGUCCUGAACAUCGCCGUGUGUCUCUUUGCCAUAUGGGUCUCCCUCUGUAUCAUCCUGAUUACUAGGAUAAAGAUCUCAGUGCUUAUGCUGAUUUUCUCCAUAUUCUUCCCCUACGUCCUCCUCUUCUGCUUCUUCAUCCGCAGUCUCUUCCUGCAAGGUGCCAUGGCCAGCCUCAGGCGCCUGGUGACCACAGAGCUCUCUAUCUUGUCAUCGCUGGACACGUGGCGCCAGGCUGGCGGCCAUGUGCUCUACUCCCUUGGCCUUGGCAUGGGCACCAUCAUCACUUUCUCCUCCUACCAGACCAGAGGUGACAACUACAUCAAGUUGGCCUCCUUUAUGGCCAUGGUCAACCUGGUAACGUCAUUGCUGAGCACGGCCAUCAUCUUUCUGGUGCUGGGCUUCUGGACCACAACCAGCGGACCCAGCUGUAUUGAGAACAGGAAUGUCUCCAAUCUGGUCAGACUGAUAGGCAAAGGUGUGCUGCCCCAGGCUGCCCGGCCUCCCCAGGACAUCGUUCACAAACCGCCAGAAGAAUACCUGUACUGGAUCAGCCAGCUCCCCUUGAAACUCCAGCAGAGGGUGGUCCAUUUCUCCCUACCCUGCAGCAUCCUGGUACAGAAGGAAAAGUUCAUGGAGGGCCCUGGCCUGGCAUAUGUGGCCUUCUCUCAAGUCAUCUCAUUGUUUCCUGGUUCCUCUUUCUGGGCCAUCAUCUUUUUCGUGGCUCUGGUCAUCAUGGGUCUGGCCACACUGACAAUGCUCCUGGAGAGUAUUGUGCUUCCGCUGCAGAACAACAUCCCUACCUUCACCAAGUAUCCCAAGCUGGUACCAGUGGUUGUCUGCUUGGGAGGACUUCUGGGCAGCCUUGUCUUCUCCAGUCGUUCCGGCAGCUACGUGGUGUUCCUGUUUGACAACCACCUGGUCCCCAUGGUCCUCGUCAUUGUUGUGGUGCUCCAGAACCUUUCUCUGGCUUGCGUCUAUGGAAUCAGGAGGUUCAGGGCUGAGAUGUUCAACCAGCUGGGCCGCCUGGUGUGGGCGCCCUUCACCUUCCUGUGGACUUACGUGACACUGCCCGCACUGCUGGCGCUGCUCACCAUCUGCUUCCUGAAUCUCUACCACAAGGAAUCCCUCUACUACAUCUCCUGGAAUAACAGUAUGAGCCAGGAAGAGAAGCAGCCUUACCAGAAGACAGUCCUGGGCUGGGUCACCUUGCUCAGCGUCCUGGUUCUGCUGCCCAUCCCUGUGUACCCGCUGCAGCACUGGUGGUACCUGGACGAUCAAGUCAUCUGUGAGGUCUUUAAAGGGCCUUCGUCCCCCAAAAGGACAGAAACAGUAUCCAACAAAGUCAGCCAGUGGCCUACACACCACCUAAGAAGAUUCACCCUCAGAGGCCCGGAAAAAGGUGCCCAGGUUCUUCCACUUCCAGGCAAGAACCCCACAGAGACGGGGAGCGUUCAACCCCCGGAAAAAAGUGCCCAGGUUCUUCCACUUCCAGGCAAGAAGCCCACAGAGAUGGGGGGCCUUCGACCCCCAGUACUGUUGACAAAAAGGGACAGUGAAAAUUAUUCCAGCUUCAGCCUUCGAGGUGACUCCAUUGUCCCCAACUAUUCCUGAGGCACCAAAGCCCACUGUCCUCCCAGCAGGUGAUCUUGGCUGCCAUAGCACUGGACAGAAAGGACAGGCAUAAGGCUUCCGAAGUGGCUGUGUUAUGUAUUUUCAGUUUCUGGCGAUGCACAACAACCAAUCCCUGCCCCACAGAAAGCAGAAGACGGAUAUGUGAACACCUAGCCAGAACUUCUGUGAGAGUCCUCUCGGGACUUCAGCUGGACACUCCAGCUCAGACGCUCAUCUUCCAGCAGUCUGGAUGCUAUGCCCAGGGCAGGCCCAGGGCCCCCUGACUCUCUGAGAUAUGAACACAGCUUUGGUGUGCCCAGGUCGGCAUCUAGCAAACAGCCCCAGCUACUGAGCGACACAGUGCUCCCUCUAGCCCUGCCUAGCCCUUGUGCCUGUCAACUGUGUGACCGACCUCCCGGGGCCGAUGAUCUCAGAUGCUGCCAAGAUAGCAUUUGCUGUCUGUUAAU